GUUUACGACAAGAGACCGCUCCAAGUCGUUCUUGUCGAUCUGCCAAGUCUUCGUCUAACGUCUGAUACCAAGUGUUUCGUGAUCGGGAAAAAAUGCAACGAGCAAUUACGACCUUUUCGCGGAAUAUCUCUGCGUUAAGUCACAUAAGAAUGUCUGGAGAACGUGGUUCCGGUGCUGGAAAAGGAGGUGGUAGUGGUGGUGCCAUUCGUGAUGCUGGUGGUUCCUUCGGAAAGAUGGAAGCUGCCCAUGAAGAUCAAUACUUUUAUAAUCUGCAAAAGGAACAAUUACAAAAGAUGCGAGAGAGCCUCCACGAUGAAAUCUCAUUCCACGAGGAACAGAUUAAGCGUCAUCAGGAAGCUAUAAAUCGUCACAAAAAGCGAAUGACAGAUAUGGAACAGAAAGAGUGAAUGCGUGAAGAAAUUUUAUUAGCGUGAUAUUUCUGAUUUUGGCAAUACUAUUAAUUUCAAUAUAAAAAGAUUGGAAAUAGUAGAAAUAAUAGAAUAUCGCAGCAUUUCUUUUCUUAUGUACAAAAUGUUAAAAAGAUAUUAAAUGAAAUGCUCUCAAUUAACAUUAUUUAAGCAUAAACUCAUUGAAUAUUAUAUAUAUUGGUUAUCUUUUUGGGGAGACUAUCGUAAGAGGUCUUUGUACUUUAAAUGUCUGAAAGACAGUUAUAUACGUGAGAAUAAAACGUGUUUUUCAUUGUUGUUAAA
Messenger RNA from Formica exsecta, 710 nucleotides. RefSeq names its product ATPase inhibitor mai-2, mitochondrial-like. NCBI's taxonomy places the organism in Eukaryota, Metazoa, Arthropoda, Insecta, Hymenoptera, Formicidae. Gene Ontology annotation, cellular component: mitochondrion. The record is from RefSeq and is a predicted model, not a curated record. Gene Ontology annotation, biological process: negative regulation of ATP-dependent activity. The transcript has 3 exons. Gene Ontology annotation, molecular function: ATPase inhibitor activity. The coding region runs from base 93 to 407 and encodes 104 amino acids.